This is a messenger RNA of Mesocricetus auratus (golden hamster), 1608 nucleotides long. It is a transcript of the gene Ccr8, whose product is annotated as C-C motif chemokine receptor 8. The transcript has a single exon. The record is from RefSeq and is a predicted model, not a curated record. Gene Ontology annotation, molecular function: C-C chemokine receptor activity. Lineage: Eukaryota; Metazoa; Chordata; Mammalia; Rodentia; Cricetidae. Gene Ontology annotation, biological process: positive regulation of cytosolic calcium ion concentration; G protein-coupled receptor signaling pathway; immune response. The coding region runs from base 309 to 1370 and encodes 353 amino acids. Gene Ontology annotation, cellular component: membrane.
AGGGGGGAGAGGGAGAGAGGAGCCAGGCAAGGGUACCGCAUGGUACUGAGUGGUAAAACUAGCCUCGGGGAGGCUAAGGCAGGGGGCCAGCCUGAGCUACAUACCUAGUUCUAAAACCCCCUGGUGUGACCCUGUGUAAAGAAGCAGGGUCUAGGGAGAGGGUGGCAUUGAGGUAGGGCACUUGUAUCCCAUUAACACCCUGCCGUUGAGUCCCAGGGAGAGAGGGGAGGGCCUUAAGGGCUUCAGGGUGUGGAUACAAUUUCCAGUAUCUCUCUCCCGCACCUCUGUGGCCAGGUCCUCCAGCCCGGAUGGAUCACACCCUGGAUCCCAACGUCACGGUGACCGACUACUACCCCGACGUCUUCACCACCCCCUGUGACACGGAGUCCGCCGUCAGAGGCGGAAGGUUGCCCCUCGCCGUCUUCUACUGCAUCCUGUUUGUGCUGGGCCUUCUGGGCAACGGCCUGGUCAUCCUGGUCCUCGUGGCCUGCAAGAAGCUGGGGAGUAUCACCGACAUCUACCUCCUGAACCUGGCCGUUUCCGACCUGCUUUUCGUCUUCUCCGUCCCCUUCCAGACUCACUACCUGCUGGACCAGUGGGUGUUCGGGACUGCGGUGUGUAAAGCGGUGUCUGGCUUUUACUACGUCGGCUUCUUCAGCAGCAUGUUCUUCGUCACCCUCAUGAGCGUGGACAGGUACCUGGCGGUCGUGCACGCCGUCUACGCCCUCCGAGUGAGGACGGCCAGAGUGGGCGGCGCCCUGAGCCUGGCGGUGUGGCUGACCGCCGUGGCAGCCACGCUCCCGCUGCUGGUGUUCUACCAGGUGGCCCCUGACGACGGCACUCUGCAGUGCUUCCCGUUUUACGACAACCAGUCUCUGAGGUGGAAGCUCUCCGUGCACUUCGAGGUCAACGUCCUGGGCCUGCUUCUCCCCUUCGCCGUCCUCCUGUUCUGCUACAUCAGGGUCCUGCAGCAGCUGCGGGGCUGCCAGAACCACAACCGGACCAGGGCGGUCAAGCUGGUGCUCGCCGUGGUCAUCGCGUCCUUGCUCUUCUGGGUCCCGUUCAACGCCGUGCUCUUCCUCGGGUCCCUGCACGACCUGCGCGUCCUGGACGGCUGCGCCGUGAGCCAGGGGCUCGCUCUGGCCACCCACGUCACGGAAGUCAUCUCCUUCACACACUGCUGCGUGAACCCCGUCAUCUACGCCUUCAUAGGGGAGAAGUUCAAGAAGAACCUGGCGGCCGUGUUUCAGAAGAGCUGCAGCCACAUCUUCCUGCACGUCGGGGGGCGAGCGCCGCUGGGGGCGUGGGAGAGGCAGCUGUCCUCCAAUCAGCGGUCUUCUCACUCCUCCACCCUGGACUACAUCUUGUGAGGAGGGUGUUGUGCGCCGGCUCUGCUCCCUGGACAAAAAGCGACCUCGUGGUUUGGGGAUUUCUUUGUGCCUGCGUUCAUGAGAGGCGGCGUUUUGUAAUUUUUUUUCUCUCUCUCACUUGUAAUGACCUGGCCAGGCUUUGCUUUCUUAAAAUGUAUUGAGAAAUAUUCCCUUUUUAAAAAAAAUCUAUUUUCUGAGACGGUUUGUGUAAAUAAAAAGGCAUUGCUUUCUCUUUGAA